Molecule: messenger RNA, 1196 nt
Organism: Oncorhynchus keta (chum salmon)
Lineage: Eukaryota; Metazoa; Chordata; Actinopteri; Salmoniformes; Salmonidae
Product: cyclin-dependent kinase 2-associated protein 1
Exons: 4
Coding region: 316-648 (110 amino acids)
Cellular component (GO): cytoplasm; nucleus
Source: RefSeq, a predicted model, not a curated record
CACUUGGGGGUCAAUCCCAUCCCACAACUUCCAUGGGGUAAUGACGCUGAAAGCUAUGAUUGGGCAAUAGAACGUGGCCGCUGCCUGUCCACCAAUGGUCAAGAGAAUGACCGGGUCCUGUACCACAAAUUGGAGGGGUUACAUCGUAUCAGCACGGGCCCAAUCACAGCUUUGAGAGAAGACGGGAGAAUCUUCAGAAGAGGGGCCUCCAGUGCACGUGUGUUUGUAGUAGAUAAGAUUUUGUUUGAUCUUUAUGCUUAAUAUUUAGGUAAGAGGGAAUUUAUAGGAGGGGAAAGUGGCCAAUUCGAGGCAACAAUGGAUGCGUCUCCAAAUCCACAGACAAAGACAGUUGGGAACAUUCCGUCUCCAUCAGCAGCCAACUUGGCCACGUUGCAGUCCUACAGGCCGCUGGUGAACGAUGUUUACGCGCCACCCUCCUUGGGCUUCACACAGGGAUCCAGCAGCAGCCAGGUACCCCAGAGUAAGUAUUCAGAGCUGCUGGCCAUCAUCGAGGAGCUAGGGAAGGAGAUCCGGCCCACCUACGCCGGCAGCAAGAGUGCCAUGGAGAGAAUAAAACGAGGUAUCAUCCAUGCCAGGGGACUGGUGCGGGAGUGCUUGGCAGAGACUGAGAGAAAUGCCAGGUCCUAGCUACAGAAGCACUACCCUCUCCUGUAGAAGAACCAAUACUCUCACUCACCAUGUCAAAGACCACUGCAUGGCACAUCCUCUAAAAAGAGGAAUGGAAAACAAAAUAAGGGAUGGUUAAAAAGGUCAAGAAAAUGUUUGUGAAAGGUUCAGAUUUGAGAAAAGGAGGGAAAGGGGACACUAGAAUAGAAUUCAGAAUUCAACGGAUUUGGUUUUUGUUCAUGCCCCGUUUUGGGGUCACAGUUUCCUGACUUCAUAUUUAAAAUUAAUAGUAAUUUUUGCAUGCAAACGUAUGGGUCAAUCAUGGCCUUCAGUUAAUUGUAGACAUUGCAUGGCUUGUACCGGAUUAGACUAGGAGAGGAACACUUUUUGGUAGAUGUUGGUCUGAAUUCCAGACCCUUAAUGGUUGAACAAGUGAAGGACAGAAAUGUGCCAAAUACAUUUGUUCAUUCAUGUUGAGGUUCUUUUUUGGGAUCAAUAAUGAAAAUGCUGUUACUUGCAUCUUUGUAUGUAUUUAUUACUUGUGUAAUAAAAUGUAUUUUCAAUACAAA